ACAUAUUUCUCGGACACAACAAGGGCAAUCAGGACGUGAAUAUUGACCUUUGACCCUCCCUGACCGGAAUGCAAGAACUGGGUCACGCUGUGUUUGGCUUGCCGUGCAGACAAAAGACCACUCUUCCUGUACCAUUUUGGCGAUUUUAAACUCAGAAAACCCAGGAUCCAUUACAGCCAUGGAUGUCACACCAAUGGAAGAGGCCAUGAUGCAGCAGUUUUCUGGAAACAUUCAAGCUCUGCAGAAAACUCUGCAGAACGCCUCGUCACAAAACCCAUCCGACACAAUUAUGGACAAAAAAGAGGGGAGCACAGAUGCUGUUGUAGUCGUCCCAACAACUGUGAAAACUAGAAAAUGUAAACAAGGAAACAACUCACAGAAAUUACAAGAGGCAACUGGUGACUCCAAUGCUGAAGAAGUAACUGAAGAUGAUGGGGCUGAAACCAUUCAUGUUGAUGUCAGACCAUUGAUGUCUGAAACUGUUGAAGAUGAUAGCGACAGUGGGGGAAACAAUGUAGAGGACACAAACAGCACAGAAUCUGAUAUGGAUUGGGAGCCUGAAAAUGAUAAAAUCGACUCUGAUGAAGAGAGUUCGGCACAAGACAAUGAAGAAGUGAUGCCUAAGUCACGCAAGAAGUCAAGAGCAAGGGUCUCAAAACAGCCACUUUCUUGCAGCCAGUGCUCCAAACACUUCAAAAUGAGGAAGACGCUUGAAACUCACAUGAAGAAGGUCCAUGACCGCACAUUUUUAUGUUGUCACGUCUGCCAUAAAGGUUACGAGACCCAAGAGAUCUUGGAUGAGCAUCUGUUGAAGUUGCAUAAUGUCAAAAAGACCAAUGGUAGGACGCGUUUUGUUGGGCCCUUCACAUGCGACGCCUGCCAGAAGGUGUUUGAGAGAAGGAAAACGUUCACCGAUCACAAGCAACGGUGCGGCACGGACAAGGUCUAUUUCCCCUGUCAGAGUUGCUCUAAGUUAUUUCAGCGCAGGGAUUCUUUGAGGCAUCACACUCAAAAGUACCACUCGGAGGUACCACCUCAGCACCAGUGUGAGGUGUGUGGCAUGCAGUUCUACAGAAAGGACAAGUUAAACAGGCACAUGGUGGUACACUUUCCCGCGGAGAAGCAGUCGUUGAUCAAGAAGUUCAAGUGCGACGCCUGCGGUAACCGUUAUUGCAGCAAAGCGGAACUGGAGAUCCACACACGAACCCAUACUGGCGAGAAGCCAUAUCUUUGUGAACACUGUGGGAAAUGCUUUACCUGUCAAAGGGAUGCAAAAAAGCACAUCCUGAGAAUGCACAGCAACUGGAGGGAGACAGCCAAACGUCAUUUCUGCUCCGUCUGCAACAAGAGCUUCUUGGAAAAGAGCACUAUGCUGAAACAUGUCAAUGCCGUGCACGCUGACCACAGGCCCUAUCCUUGUGACCAAUGUGAAUACAGGGGAAAAAACAAGAGAGACCUGCAACGUCACCAAAAUCGCCACAUGGCGGACAAACCCUUCAGUUGCCUCUUCUGUGACAAGAGUUAUAACUCCAACGAGGCGCUGAACUACCACAAACGGGCGCACCACGGGAUGGAUAAGGUCUACAAAUGUACGGACUGCGCCACCGAGUUCCACGUGAGGGAGGCGUACAACCACCACAUGAAGAGCCACAGGAGAGAGUCGGAGAUAGACACCGCCAUAGACUUGGUGCUAGAGGGUGCAAGAGCAGACAUAGAAGAAGAAGAAGAGAAAGAAGAAAAACCUGAAGAAAUUGUUGAAGACAAGAAAGAAAAUUAGACAGAGAAAAUGACAGGGACUUCAAAGGAAGUGGCCACAAUCAUUAGAAUUAUGAAAUUUUGAUACUAAAACAAAAUUUUUCAGUAGUUGUAGAAGGUAUGUUAUAAUAACUUGUGAUACAGGACUACUUUUAGAUUAGAUGCUAGAUGUUGUACUAGUUUUUUGGCAACGCCUCAGGGGCAGAGCCUGCUGUAUAACACAAAACUUUGAGAAUGAAGUUUAGGAGCUUGCCUGUAUAAUGUGGCAUAUUGUAGAAACAAUUUUUAGGAUAAACAUAAAUAUUAAUGAACAGAUGGAAAAUGAGCUGAAAAUGUUGUCUUUCCAAUCAUGGUCCUGAAAAAAUAGGGUUAGUUGGUAGGGAUUUGCUAGAAUUUUUUUCUUUACCUUUUUUUAGAGAUUUUGACUGAAGUGACCCAACAUGUACAGUUUGUCAAUGCAAAACUGAAAUGUAUCGGGGCAUUGGAAUUUUCAAUAUCGUACUAGCGGUAUACAUGUAUGCAGGGUUGGACCUAUGUUCAGUGGGCCUGUCUAUAUGCCUUGUUUUAUUGAAACAGAAGUGAGGGGAAUAAUUUCAAUAAGCUGUUAAAUGUUUUCAUCACUCAGAUGUCAAUUUGAAAAUUUUAUACCCGAGUUGCUAGCCAUGGACCAAAAAAAAUGCUGGGGUUGUCAGGUUUUUGCUACGUUUAGGAGGGUUACUGGGAACAACAUUUUUCCCAGGCUAUAUAAUGCUGGAUGCUUGUACUUCUACUUCUGCCAUAUAUUGAAGAUGCUCGUGGCAAGGGUAUAGAGAUAAGUAAAUAUAGAAAGACAAAUGACUUCGAAUGUGGAAGUCAGAUAUUUUUAUAAAGUAUCUUUUUCUUACCUCAGAAGUUUCAUUUUUUUUGCACCAGGUAAAUAACAGAUGUAAAACCUUUUUUUAUGUACCUUAUUAGGUUUAAUAUUUACUAAAACAUUGCAAUGCACUAUUUAUUAUAUCCUUUUUUUUACUAUUUAUAUUUAUUAUCCCUUUCUUGAUAAAAGAUUUGUAAAAUAAGAUACUUGCAUGACAAUGCAUGAGAUCCCAUAAGAUACUUGCAUGAAAAUGAGUUACUACAUGUAUUAUUAUUAUAAUAGAAUUAUAGAAUAAAUAGACUACAAUAGAAUUUCGUCAAGACUUUUAUAUACUGCCUAAGGACCACUUAAUCAUUGUGGUUUGUUGAAUCAUGUUACUAGUAUUUAAUUUGCAACUUCCUCUUCUUAUUAUAUAUUAUAUUACAAUUUCAUGUAGUCCUCACCAUUUUUAAGGCAAAUACUGUAAAAAUUAAUGUAGAGUUGUUUAUGACCACUUCACCACAAACUUGAAACCACUGUGAAAAUUUUGCUCUGUCUAACCUCCCCACCUACCUCCUUGUCUAAACACUACAUGUAUGUACUAUAUAUUGUACAGUAUUAUGAUGUGGAGGUGUCUGUUACGGUGAAGACGCAAACACUUUUCAAAGUACAAAUUCAGCAUAGACCUAAUCUUUGAACAUUUAUUAUAUACAGAACAGAUUAUAUCAAGAAGUGCUUGUAGGGAGAUAUGGUUAGAUCAGUUACAGUUGAUCACGACAGCACUGCCAAAUGGACUGUUUUGUCCAUCUUCAUUUGUAUAGCGCCUUAAGUUUGCCCUCUCACUCGUACAUGGCUGUCCAUAAAGCUGCCAGUGUUUUUAUUACUGUACAGUAUAUGACUGUAGCACUAUUGCAAUCUUGAAACCACCGCGUAACAAUUAAUUUUUUCCGCAAUAUCAUAUGUAAAUCCCUACAGACUUGGGUAAUUGAUACAGUAAGAUGUACACUCAACUGUGUAUACAUUUUGUAUUUAUUGUGUGUUAUGGGUAUUACACAUGUUUUAAUACAACAGUUUUUAAACUGAAUUCCCUUUA
Branchiostoma floridae (Florida lancelet) is the source of this 3680-nucleotide messenger RNA. Its product is annotated as gastrula zinc finger protein XlCGF26.1-like. Lineage: Eukaryota; Metazoa; Chordata; Leptocardii; Amphioxiformes; Branchiostomatidae. The coding region runs from base 179 to 1777 and encodes 532 amino acids. The record is from RefSeq and is a predicted model, not a curated record. Gene Ontology annotation, biological process: regulation of transcription by RNA polymerase II. The transcript has 8 exons. Gene Ontology annotation, molecular function: DNA-binding transcription factor activity; RNA polymerase II cis-regulatory region sequence-specific DNA binding.